AUGGUGGCUCCAGCAACCCAUACCAACACUUUUGGUGAUCUUCCAUCUGCACCAUGGGUUUUGCCUGCUGAGCGAGAGAGUGUGGUCACUGUGGCGCGUUUCGAUUUUUAUCGUGAAUCGCCUGGUUUUUGUUGUGCCUCGGGGCAGAUUUCCCUUGCGGCAUCGGUUGUCUGUCCGAUUCUUUGGUUUCUUUCCACAGAUAUUGCGUCGGAGAUGGCUGUUGAAUUUCGCCGAAGGGUGCGGUCGUCGUACAAUGCUGCUUUUGCGUUUACUUCUAUUGGAAUGACUUUUGACCAAAAUUCUUGGUGGGCUAGGGAGGGUAUUUAUGUAUUGAAAGUAACGGGCCAGGUCACUCAUUUCUUUAACGCUAUUACUGGGGCUGCUGAUGUUUCAAAGAUUCUUCAAUUAUUCUUCCUUGACACAGCUGAUGAUUUGGAUGAAAAUAUUUUGCAUUCAAAGGAUUUGCGGCUUGAUAUAAUCGCCUUGCUUGUUCAGGCAUUGUCACAUAAUCCGUAUAGCAUUUUCUUUAAGCAUUUGCGUACUUUGGAUAAUCUGUCAGAAGCUCAUAUUAUUAUUAAAACAAGCCCUGCAUUAGAUCAGAGGAAUUACAAUCUUCCUCAAGUUGACCAGGUGGCUGCUGUUUGGAGAGAUGGUGAUGAUGGUGGUGCUGGAGCUCAACGCGAUAUACAUGUAUAUACAGGUGUUGGCCAUCGUCGCAAUAUCAGCUACUACUAUGGGUGUUACGAUCCAUUGCAGUAUCUGUUACUCUUUCCAUACGGAGAACCAGGCUGGCGUGCCGGAAUAGAGAGGCUCCCACCUAUCGGCCCGGGUCAACUUGCAAAUCCUAUGCAUCAUUGUGCCGGUGAAAAUAUUAUCGCUCCAACGGUUGCUGGGUCAGCCACAGAAUUGUUUAGUGUUGAGGAAAGAGAGGCGGCCAGGUCGUCGUUCAGUUCUUUUGCACUCUGGUCGGUUGGGGCAACAAUAUAUUAUCGAUAUGGUGUUGUUGACAUCCUGUCUAUUGAACGUGAUAUUCAGUCUUCUGAUAUUCGUAAGAGGGUGGUUUUGCCGUCUUCAUUCAUUGGUGGACCUAGGGACAUGCGCAGGCGGUACGUGAAUGCUAUGGCUUUGGUAGAACGCUUUGGGAAGCCCGAUAUUUUUUUAACUAUGACCUGCAAUCCCGCUUGGAAAGAAAUUCAAGACAAUUUGCUUCCUGGGCAAAAACCUCAUGAUAGACCAGAUUUAAUAGCCCGUGUUUUCAGGAGUAAGCUGGAGGAGCUGAAGCAUGACAUUGUAGUACGCGGGUUGUUUGGCAAGGUCGCAGCAUACGUGUACACUGUCGAGUCUCAAAAGCGCGGCUUGCCUCACUGUCACUGGGUCAUUAUACUGGAUGCUCAUCACAAAAUGACCUCCGCAGCUGCAUAUGACAAAUUUAUCUCCGCAGAAUUGCCUGACAUUUCUCAUCCAUUUUUGCGUGCUUAUGUUGUUAAGCAUAUGAUGCACGGUCCUUGUGGUGCCUCAAAUCCAGGUAACUCGUGCAUGCGUGAUGGAAAGUCCAAGAAUCAUUAUCCCGUGCACGGUAAAAAUUCUUACGUUAAUUAUAGAAGAAGGGAUGAUGGCACAGCUGUAGUUGUUCGCAACGUGCGUCUUGAUAAUCGAUAUGUUGUACCUUAUUGUCCUUUGUUACUAGCCAAGUUUGAUUGCCAUAUAAAUGUCGAGAUAUGUGCUGAUAUCAAGUUGGUUAAAUAUUUGUACAAGUAUAUUCAUAAAGGUCAUGAUAGAGUAUCGUACAACGUUGUUCCAGCUGUUCCAUUGAACAAGGGUUUUGAUGAGAUACAAUCAUACCAGGAUGGUAGAUGGAUUUGCGCCCCAGAGGCAUAUUGGCGAAUGUAUUCAUUUGUAAUGAGUGAGGCACAUCCACCUAUCAUAGUGUUACCCUUGCACUUGCCAAAUCAUCAGCCGCUACGGUUUGGAGCCAAUCAAUCGUUGGAGCAGAUUUUAGCUAAUCCGUUAUGUACUAAAACAAUGCUGACAGAAUUUUUUGCAAUGAACCGUGAUGAUGCCGAUGCAAUUCGACUUCAUCUCCUCUAUAAAGAGUUCCCGGAGUAUUUUGUUUGGGAAGGUGUUAAACGAAAAUGGAAGUUGCGAAAAAGGCAAACAGUUGUUGGGAGGCUCUGCACUGUUAAUCCACAGGGAAGUCAUGAUACAUCACUGGGAGAGAAAGAUGUUUUGCUGAAAACAGUUACUGCAAUAGAUCUUAUUCUUAUAUCCAUGGACAAGUCUAUAUCUGAUUAUGCAAUUAAAUUUCCCUUUGGGUAUUUACCUUCUACUGACAGAUUGAGUGCAGAUUAUAGGCAUGAACGAUCAAUAAUUGUUUCAGAUGAGGAUAUUGUUUCUAUGACACAACUCAAUGAGGGUCAACAACAAAUUUUUGACAAGAUUGUGCGUUUGAUUGAUGCGCGUAGGCAAGGUCUUUUUUUUUUGGACGGUCCAGGUGGAACAGGUAAAACAUUUCUGUACCGAGCCUUGCUUGCAUACGUUCGGUCCCGGGGUAAUAUUGCUCUUGCCGUUGCAACCUCUGGAGUGGCCGCAUCUCUUCUUCCCGGUGGCCGUACGGCACAUUCUAGAUGCAACCUUCCAUUUGAUAUAGACGACAAGCCAAUCGGUAAGGUGAGUAAACAAAGCAGCCUUGGUAAAAUGAUUGUAGAGGCAAGAUUAAUAAUAUGGGACGAGGCGACAAUGGCAAACCGUCAUUCUGUUGAGUCGUUGGAUGCUGUAUUGCGUGAUUUAUGUGAUGCAUCACUUCCAUUUGGCGGAAAGCUUGUUUUACUUGGCGGCGAUUUUCUCCAGACUUUACCGGUGGUUGUUCGUGGUUCAAGGGAGUCGACGGUUGCAGCAUGUAUAACGAGUUCUCAUAUUUGGUGCAACGUAACACGCCUAGAACUUUCUGAAAAUAUGCGCGCUAGACAGGAUCCCGAUUUUAUUGUUUUUCUGUUGCGCGUUAGCGAUGGCGUUGAACCUGUUAUAUCUGACGACAACAUACAUAUUCCAAAUGAGAUGCUAAUUCCUUUUGUGGAUUCUGAAGUUUCUUUUGGCUGCCUUGCCGACAGCGUCUAUCCUUCAUUUGAUACUCUUUCAGCAAAUCCUUAUGCAUUGGUGAAUAGGGCCGAGUAUGAGGAUUAUCUCAACGGUGUCUCGGCGAGUGGGUUACCUCCACAUGUGUUGCGCUUGAAAGAAAAUUGCCCGAUUAUGCUAUUAAGAAAUUUGGAUCCAGUUCGAGGCUUGUGCAACGGGACAAGGCUCAUCUGCCGUCAGUUGGGUGAUAAUUUCAUUAAGGCUGAAAUUGCAACUGGAGAUUUCAAGGGGGACCAUGUUUUCAUUCCACUGCACGGGCAAACUUUAGGGUAUGUGGGAAUAUAUCUACGUGAGCCAGUAUUUUCUCACGGUCAGUUAUACGUUGCUUUGUCAAGGGCCAAAUCUGCUGAAUGCAUUAAGAUUCUAAUUGAGCCAUCCACAAAGAAAGAAGUUCCUCUUGAUUGUACAAAAAAUAUUGUUUACGAAGAAAUAUUUGCUUCGACAGGAGGAAAUCAGCAGGCUUGA
Erythranthe guttata (spotted monkey flower) is the source of this 3597-nucleotide messenger RNA. Lineage: Eukaryota; Viridiplantae; Streptophyta; Magnoliopsida; Lamiales; Phrymaceae. The record is from RefSeq and is a predicted model, not a curated record.